Molecule: messenger RNA, 4883 nt
Organism: Taeniopygia guttata (zebra finch)
Lineage: Eukaryota; Metazoa; Chordata; Aves; Passeriformes; Estrildidae
Gene: NCS1
Product: neuronal calcium sensor 1
Molecular function (GO): calcium ion binding; calcium sensitive guanylate cyclase activator activity
Source: RefSeq, a predicted model, not a curated record
CGCUCCGCGCCCGGCGGCGGAGGGCGGGGAGGGCGCGUGGAGCCGGGGACACGCACACGGACACGCACACGGACACGCACACGGACACGCACACGCAGCGCGGCCCCGCAGCGCGGAUCUGCGGCCAAACCUCGCCAACAAAGACCCCUCCGCCCCCCUGGCCGCCGCCCCCCGCGGGAUGUAGCCGGGCCGGGAGCCCCAGCGAGGCAGCGGCCCCGCCGCUCCGUGCCCCGCAGCGAGGCCGGGAGGCGGCGGGCUCAGAGCGCUGCCGCCACCAUGGGCAAAUCCAACAGCAAGUUGAAGCCUGAAGUUGUGGAAGAGCUGACCAGGAAAACGUACUUCACAGAGAAGGAGGUGCAGCAGUGGUACAAGGGCUUUAUCAAGGACUGUCCCAGCGGGCAGCUCGAUGCCGCCGGCUUCCAGAAGAUCUAUAAGCAGUUCUUCCCCUUCGGUGACCCAACCAAAUUUGCCACCUUUGUUUUCAAUGUCUUCGAUGAGAACAAAGAUGGGAGGAUCGAGUUUUCGGAGUUCAUCCAGGCGCUGUCGGUCACCUCCCGGGGGACACUGGACGAGAAGCUGAGGUGGGCAUUUAAGCUGUACGACCUGGACAACGACGGAUACAUCACGAGGAACGAGAUGCUGGACAUUGUGGAUGCCAUUUAUCAGAUGGUGGGGAACACAGUGGAGCUUCCCGAGGAGGAGAACACACCAGAGAAAAGGGUGGAUCGGAUUUUUGCCAUGAUGGACAAGAACGCGGACGGGAAGCUGACGCUGCAGGAAUUUCAGGAGGGCUCCAAGGCCGACCCCUCCAUCGUGCAGGCGCUCUCCCUCUACGAUGGGCUCGUAUAGUCCCGGGGCCGAGCGGCGCUGUGCUGGUGUCUCAUGAGAUGGCCACAAGGAUUUCUGGUCGUCCUUCUCACCCCGUUUCCCUCCAUCCACCCUCUCCUGCAGAUGCUGGGGGAAGAUGCUCUCUGUGCCAUCCGACCACCGCCGUGCGAAGCUUGCCUGUCCCUCCCGGCCUUCCUUUCAGUUCUGCGAGCAAGGAGUGCCCUCACAGCGGGGCUCACUCCCCUCUCUGCACCCUGAACAGCCGCUGCCAUUCGCCAACUUCUGCUUUUUCCAAAAAACCCCCGUGCCAGAGCCCGGGCUGAGCGGCGGCCGACGUCCAAGACUCCAGGGCCGGGGGAAUGGCUCGAGCAGCGUCGCAGGCAGAGCCCCCUCGGCCUCCUCGCCCCCUUUCUCCCUUUUUCCUACAUUUUGGGAUGGGACUGCGGAUGCGCCGGCGGGAUCCUCUCUUGGGAAGCGGCCGGAGAGGAGCCCGAAGGCAGCGGGGGCUGCACCCCCCGGGUCUGUCCCUGCGGGGUGCCCGGGGAGCCGAGGCACCGCCAGAGUCUGGGAACAGAGUCCUGGCAUCACCCACGAUGCCGCUGGCAGCCCGGCUCGGCUCACUAGGGAUAUAUAUUAUAUUAUUAUUUUAUUUUUUCUGGUGAGACAGUAUUGUGCUUUUUGGUUUGGUUUUGUUUUAUUGGUUUUUUUUUUUUUUUUUUUCCCUUCGGUGGAAAAAAAAGUGAGGCUUUUUUUUAUAUGCCCAAUCUCGACGAUCGAUAUCCUUAUUUAUUUGUUGUAAAUGUUGCUGCUGUGUUUUGUCUCUCAUGCGUGUGUCCACCCACCCAGGUGAGGAUUUGUAAGGUUUACAUGCUCGUAUUGCGGGGACCCGGGAGCCUGCAAUAACAAUGAAGCCAAAAAUCUGCCUUCCCCCCUCUCCUCCCACCCCCUGUAUCCCAAGCUCCGUGGGCUGGCUGCUGCUUGGAGGGGAUGCUGUAGCUUCUGUUCCUGUUCCCGUGUUCCCUGCAUUUUUCUGUUCACCCUUAGGGAGCCCAGUGAGGGCUCAUCAGCCCAGCCUGUGAGCAGAGCGAGCUCCAUCCCUCCAUCAGGCAGGUGAGGAAACUGCUGGGCGCCAGAACAUCGCUGUGUCCUCCCUUUUAUUCAUUUUCUCGCUGCACGAAAAAGUAUUCACAGAGCCCAGAGUUGGGUUGUGCUUUCAAGCAGAUCCCUUUGCUGUGUUCUGCUUUGCAGAUGGGGGAAGGUGUUUGGUGGUGGCUGUGAAGCACCCUGUGUGCUGGAGGGGCAGAGGGGAGCCUUGCUCUGUCCUGUUCCCAUCCCAGCUGGGCCAGGGUGGCAGGGCAGUGCCAGGCUGGGCUGAGCACAGCUCAGGGUCUCUCCUUCCCCCACCACUCCCACAGGACAUGGGAGGUUUUGCUGUGUCUCUAAGCAGAGCUGCUUGCACCCAGAGGCCUUUGGGACCCCUAAAGCCACCCUGGGGCCUCACCCUUCCACCUCUGGUCCAGCUGAUGGUAGCAGCAUCUCUGCACACAGCUGCCUCCCAGCUGCUGUGGCUAAGCCCAGACAGAGGACUGUCCCCACGGCAGUGGGAGGUGACAUCUGGGUGUGGGGGACAGUCUGACAGUGUCUCACAAUGCAGGAGACAAGGUGGUGCCUCAGCAUUCCCUGAAUCCUCCUGGCAUGGCCUGGACAGAUGUCCCAGCCAAGGGAUGCUGGUUCUUCACCGUGCAACCCCACUCCCCAGUUUUGGGAUUUUGUGCUUGUGGUACUUCUUGAUGCCCAUGAAAAAAUCAUCUUUCCCCAUGCCCAAGGAGACUGACCUCACGUCCACGUGCAAUAUUUCUGCCUCUUCUGCAGUUCCUGCCCCUGAGGAUGCCCAUGUUUCACUGUGGGGGUGCUUCUGGAGGGUGACCUUCACUCACUCCCAUGGAAACCCUUUUCCUUGUUGCUCUGUGGCCAAAAUGCAACUCUUUGGGGUAGGAUUUUUUGCAGUGCCUGCAACUUGUUGAAUGCUCAUCUGCCAGACCGGUCCCCUCCUGGUGCCAAUCAAUGUUCCCAAUGAAUGUGACACUGCUGUAAUCACCUCUGCUGAUGAAUGAUGGCCCCUGCCACGUUUGACGUAGUUCCCAGGCAAAGGCAAACCUCAUUUACUCUGACACUGUUCCCUGGAAAGCUUUUAAUUUUUGGAGGACCUGUCAUGGGCUGAGCUCCAUCAGUGCUCACAGAUGUCUCCCCAGGGAGUCAGCCCUGCCAGGGCUCUCAGCACGCUGUCUGUCCCCAAGCAAAGUGUUUUGGCCCCAGUGUUCCCCCUUGGCUGUGGAUUUGGGACCCUGGCUUGGAUGCUUCUAGUCCCACUUUUGGGGGAGCACUCAGGGCCCCUGAUUCCUCCUGACCACCACCAGGGUCUGCAGUGUCUUGAUAUCACUGAAAAUAAGGCUUGGAGCAUCUCAUGUUUGGAAAUGUCGGCCUUAACCUCCUCGUGCCUCAGUUUCCCCCUCAGCGGAGUGGCUGGGGUGAGCCAUUGCCCUCUGGAAAGCAGUUUGGUGUCUGUGCCCUGGCAAGCACGAGUGCUGGAUGUGGCUCAGGACUGCGGGCACAGGGCUUGGCAGGACCCACCGAGCCCCAGGCACGUGCAGAACCCCGGGAACAGCGUGUGGAACACUGGGUUUGUCAGGGAGUCUUUAAUGCCAGCCUCUGUUUUACACCUGCUCAUGAGGAAACAGGCAGCAAGCCCUGCUUUGUCUCUGUUCACACUCGGGCUCCUGGUCCUGUCCCAAACAGAGCCCUGGCCGUGGGAAGGGGCCCAGAGCACAGCCAGGCAGAGGUGAGGCUCCAGCCCUGGUGACUGUGGCAUGUGCCCCCCUCUCAUUUGUCCCCGUCGGUGUUGCCCCAUUAAAUGCCAUGUCUGUCCUUUCCUUUCUUUUCACUUUUCUGUCUGUGUGCUGAUUGUUGCUGCUUUGUGUCCGUCUUUCCUUGAGCUCUGGGGCUGGGCUGAGCUGAGCUGUUUCCCCCAGGAGCAAGAACGUGGGAGAGGGCUCUGGGGGCAGAUUCCCCCCUGCCCUCUCCUCACAGCACAAACCAGGACCCAGGAGAGAGAGAAGUGAAGGUUUUUUCCUCUGGGGCAGGCUGUUAAUUAAUGCAAUUUAUAACGAGACCAGGCUGGUCCCGGGAGUGCUCUCCGUUGGGUUGGUGGAGGGGGGUGUUUGCUUAUGGGGGACCCCAGACCCUGUUUGUGCCAGGUCCCAGCUGCACCUCACCCUCCUUCAGAGGAGCAGAUGCCUGUUGGUUCUUCCCGUGCCAGCAGGACACCACGUUCCUGUUGGAUGGGAGGCUGAGGCUGUGGGAAUCCCAGCCCAGGUCUCUGCUCUUCAGUGGGCAGGGAUGCAGCUGCCCAGAGGGUGGGAUUGUCUUGGAGUCUUGGGGUCUGGCUUUGAAGCAGGGCAUGGGGGCAGCUGAAAUCACUGGCAGAGCUGCCCCCUUCCCAUGUAUUUAGGAUUGGGGGGUCAUUUGGGAUGGGUGAGUGACCUGCAGCCAACUCACUGUCCCCCAUCCAAGGAGGAGAUUUGGGGCAUUUAGUGAGAGCAUCUGUCACCUGUCCUUCCUGGGACAGAAGUGAGGGCUGAGGGCAAAGGAGGGAGCUGAUGGCCCCAUUCUCACUGCAGUUUGGGGUGCAGCAGUUUUGGGGUCUCAGUUACACAUUUCAGCCCUGCCUAUUCCAGCAGCAGUGCAGAAAAGUCAUCCUUCCCUUCUCUCUCUGCCCGUGGCCACCAGCCCUGGGCUGGGUGUCCUGUGCCACAGGUGUGACCCCUGCCCAGGGGUGGCCGAGCCCUGGGCUGGGAAGCAGCAGCUCCAGCAAAGAGCCUUGUUUGUGGAGAUGAAGCCUGUGUGUGCGUCCGUGCCGGUGUCUCGGCUUGCAUGCCCCGCUGCCUUGUCUUGAGAUGAAUUCAAGAGCAAACCAAGCAAAUGAAACAGUUUAAUAACAGAACAAAACAAAACCCAGGAACUUUGUGACAGUGGAAAUAAAAGCUUAAUGACAGUAA